This is a messenger RNA of Penaeus vannamei (Pacific white shrimp), 2509 nucleotides long. The record is from RefSeq and is a predicted model, not a curated record. NCBI's taxonomy places the organism in Eukaryota, Metazoa, Arthropoda, Malacostraca, Decapoda, Penaeidae.
AAAACACAAAUGCCCCCCAAAUAAAAAAAAAUAUUUACCCUCGUAUUCGGCAAGGAAAUUCCCGGAGGAGUGUUGCGCGUCGGUUUUUCUAGCGGCGUUGUUGUUCGUCUUUUCCUUUUCCAAAAUGUGUCAAGCCUAGAAAAGAAGAUGGAUAGUGGGUUGUUAUCUCUGAAGUGGAACAACCAUGGAUCUACGUUUUUCCAUGUAUUGUCAACAAUAAGGAGAAAGGAGUCCUACUGUGAUGUGACGCUGGCCUGCGAUGGCAAAUUCUACCCUGUGCAUAAACUGGUUCUAUCCACAUGUAGUGAAUAUUUUGAGGAAAUCUUUACUAGAACUCAGUGCAAACAUCCUGUGAUAGUGCUAAAAGAUAUAAAACAUGAAGAGCUUGAAGCUCUACUUAAUUAUAUGUACCUAGGGGAAGUGAAUGUUUUACAAGCAGAUUUAGCUGGACUAAUAAAAGCUGCUGAGUGUUUAAGAAUUAAGGGACUGGCUGUGCCAGAUGAAGCCCCAACAUCUAAAAGUGCAACUAAAGACAGUAAAAGGAGUGCGAGCUCCAGAGACAGUAGUCCACCACACAACAAAAGAGUGCGACACGAUGAAGAUAGUCGAAGGACGUCCAUUUCUGGUCAGAACCUGGAAGAUCCCAGGAGCCUUAGAGAAUCCAUUUCUAGAGAGUCAAGAGAUAUAGCACGUCCAAAUACAGCGAGGCUUGCGUCUCCAUCUUCUGUUGAAGGGUUUGCCAAUUCUGCUUUCACCCAGUCUGGUCAUAAUCAAGAAAACAAUAGAGACAGCAGAGGUCCCACGCCCGACACUGAAAGACAGAAGGAGUCAAGACAAAAAGAAGUGCCACAAACUUCAUCCCCUAGUCAUGUAGAGGUGCUUGUACAGGAUGAACCAGUAGUCAAAACAGAAGUGUUAGAGGAACCUAAGGCAGAAGAGGAAAAUGAAGAGGAUGUCAUGAACUCUGAUAACAGUAUGGCAUAUGACCAACUGACGUCAGGCAUGCAAGGUGAUGGGGUAUCAGAAAGUCAACAGAGUUUUGAUCCUCAAGUCUUGACAUCACAACCACAAACUAUGGAAGAGCUGGUUGCACAAGCCAUGCCAGGGACUUCUGGUAUACAGGGGGACUCCAUGGUUGGGUGGGGUGCAGGUCAGGCUGGAGGAGGCGGGGGUGACCUGUCUAGGUUCUCCCUCGAGGCAUUCCAGCUCGAAGAUUCCCAGAGUGGCUCGCAGGGGUCAACGCAGCAACAGAUGGGUCGCGGAGGGCAGGCGAAUGCUGGUGACGACUUUAAGCCAUACUCGUGUGUCUUCUGUCCAAAGAGAUUUUCACGGCGGGACAACUUAACCCUUCACUUGCGUACUCAUACUGGGGAGAAGCCAUAUCAGUGCCCCCACUGUGAUUAUAGGACUACAAUAAGUUCAAACGUGUACCGUCACAUGCGAAACAAACACCAACAAGAAAUCGAUGGAAAGCCAUAUAGGCACGCAGCAGCAUCAGCUAUAGGCAUAUGGGGAGUUCAGACACCACCGAAUUAUUGACAUAGGAAGAAGUUUUAAUUUCAAAAUUUAUGUUCAGUUAAAACCCCAGAUAUGAUAAGGUACUUUAUGAAGGAGGAUUGAUAGUAGAAUUGUUUUUUGAGACACAUGGGUAUUAUGCAGAUCAAGAAUUUUUAUUCUUUCUGUCUAUCGCCGGCAGUUUCUGUGUCAGAAAUACGAUCAUGGCAUCAGAUAUACAGUAUAAAUGGUUUGAGGAAAAAUACAGAGGCAUUGUAUAGUGUAUGUAGUAAAAUGAUACCAUUGAAAAUGAAGUUUUAAGAAUAGGAACAGGGUUGUAUUUUAAAAAGGUUUUGUUAUUUUAUCUAACACUUGAUUUACAUGUCAUAGAAAAUGAAGUGAGGAAAAGCCAGAAGUCUAGGAGAUUAUGCAGAUUAAAAAAUGGUUUCUCCAAAUUGAAUAUCGGGUUAUUUACUUACUCCAUACUUUUUUCUUAUGUUCGUCAACAUCUUUACUCAAGUUAGGAGAGGUUUAGGAGGCAGACUUGAUGGUGUAGUUAAAAGAAGAGAAUUACAAUAAAGAAAUACACAAUUUUUCUUUUCUUUUUUCUUUCUUUUCUUUUGAUGCUUAUUCUGCUUUUAUUACAUUGUCAGAAAUACAAGGUCUUCUGAAAUUGAAUGAAAGUAAAUGGUCAUCUGGGGCUGUUUUGCUUAUUUUAUAUAUUUGAUGUAGUUACCUCUUUUAUAGAAGUCCUUAAUCCUAAAUCACUAUACUUUGCAGUCCUUUUAUCCAAAAGCCAGAAUUGUGAUUCCUCCAAAUGGUAAAAAAAAAUAAAUUACCAGACUUAUUUUCUCUCCCUUUCUUGUCUUUCUCUUUUGCCUUUUUUUUUCAGUUAAUGAUGGAAAAUUAUGUAUAUGUGCUUUCAUACAAGAACAGCAAACACAUUAUGCCGGUCUCUGAUGUAUAGUAUAUUUUAUGAUUUGAUUGGUGCAGCAUUAAAAGACUUCAUCUCGGA